AUGACGGGAGACCUGGUAAACGGCGUUAUUGUGAAACCCAUCCAGAAUGUUACUCGGUCCCCAGCCAGGAGGUUGAAUGUCGGCGUGGUAGGAAUUGGCCGUAUGGGCCGGCGACAUGCUAUGAAUAUCCUUCGUCUGGUCCCGCGGGCAAACCUGUUGUGCGCUUGUUCCCCGGCCGAGGCCGAUCUUGUUUGGGCCGAUGAGCAUCUCGUCCCCUACAGGGUUCAGGUAUAUCCCACCUUCGAAGAAAUGAUCGAGACACCCGGUCUAGAAGCUGUGAUCAUAGCCUCAGCGACAGAGUUGCAUCUGAAACAUACGACAGCUGCACUUGAUCGGGGUAUUCACGUCCUGUGCGAGAAGCCCAUAUGCACAUCAAUCUCUGAGCUGUACACUCUCAUCGACAAAGUCGAGGCCAAUCCCAAAACAAAAUUGAUGGUCGGGUUUGUUCGCAGAUUCGACGAGAAUUAUCAGGAUGCCUACCAUAAGAUCAAAGAAGGCAAGAUUGGAACCCCCAUCGUCAUUAGAUCCCAGGGCUGUGAGAAGCUCGAUACGAGCUCCGCCUAUAAACAGUAUCUGAAGGGCAGUGGUGGGAUAUUCCUCGACAGUAUUAUUCACGACAUCGAUUUGUCCAUUUUGUUGUUGGGAGGGAACUGCAAGCCGAAAUCAGUGUCCGCCGCCGGCGUAUCUGCGAUUCACACUGAACUGGCGGAAGAUGGCGAUGCAGAUAACGCAGUUGGGAUUUGUGAGUUCUGGGAUGGCAAGAUCGCGUACUUCUACAAUUCAAGAACCGCCGCACAUGGUUACGAUAAUGCGACCGAGAUUUUUGGUACGGCCGGCAAAAUCUCCGUCAAUAUGACCCCCAGACGGAAUCGUGUUGAGCUAUGCGAUGGUGAUGGGCUUGUCAAGGUUGAGCCAACACCAGGAUGGUAUGAUCGAUAUUCGGCUGCGUUUGUCGCUGAGGCGAUAUCCUGGGUCAAUGCUAUCCUGGAUGAGGAGCCGAUGCCGGUGCCACUGAGGGACUGCUUGACGUCUCUCAUCAUCGCACAGGCUCUCCAAGAAAGUUUAAAAACUGGUCGGAAGGUGACGUUCGACAAGGAUACCUUCCAGCCGGAAAAAGGUUCGUGUAUGGUGACGCCUUGA
This is a messenger RNA of Rhinocladiella mackenziei CBS 650.93, 1140 nucleotides long. RefSeq lists its product as uncharacterized. The record is from RefSeq and is a predicted model, not a curated record. Bases 1 to 1140 code for a protein of 379 amino acids. The transcript has 2 exons. Gene Ontology annotation, cellular component: cytoplasm. Gene Ontology annotation, molecular function: nucleotide binding; oxidoreductase activity. Gene Ontology annotation, biological process: NADPH regeneration. Lineage: Eukaryota; Fungi; Ascomycota; Eurotiomycetes; Chaetothyriales; Herpotrichiellaceae.